AUAAACAAAUGAUGUUAUCUAGUACUUGUGACUUAGAUUAGAAUUUGAAAAUAAAGCUAUUAAUAUUGUUAUAAAUUUAAAUCAAAAUAUUCAAGAUUUGAUUCUUUUUUUAUCGAAGUGUACUGCUCAUGUGAAACAUUAUUCCAAUUUUUAAUAUGAAAAAGAGUUUAAGUUGAAAUGUCCUGUUGCUGAUUAAUUAAUUAAGAUGGCUCUUAGUAAAAUGGCUCAAGCUAAGCAUCUGUUAGAAGAAGAAGAUGAUGAUGUUGACGAAAACCUUUUAUACUUGAAUUUUUAUCAAGGAAAUCUUCCCUUUUUAAAGCAAGUUCCUCUUCAUCGAAUUCCAGAUCGUUUAAAGUUUGAAGCAGCUGCAUUGUAUUUUGGAACUAGUCAGUAUGAAAAUGAAUGGAAGGGUGUCCUUGAAGAUUUAGGAGUGGAUUAUAUAACUAUGUAUGGCAUUGAUUUUAAAUCAAGCAAAACUGGCAAUCUACCAAUUUAUUUGGCUUUGAACGGAGUUCUACAAAGUAACAGAAGUUUUGGAGAUUUCAUUGAUGUUUUAUGCAAAAGAGAAAAAUUUCAUAUUCUCUGCCAUUUAAAGCCAUUUGUAGAAGAGUUACUCUCUAAAAAGCACUAUUUAGAUGAUAAAGGGCCUUAUUUUGGACCUCCCCCAAGUGCUCCAGAGUUUUCAUCUCUUGAAGUAACCAGCUCUUUGGCAGAUUUAUAUGAUUCUGAAUCCAAUUCAGUAACUUGCAAGGAAAAGAAAAAGAGAAAUUUGAAAGGUCAUAAAAUUGCUUCAGAACACUUUCAAAAUUCUGAAGUCAUUUCUUCUUUUGCAAAUAACAAUGUAUUUUCAGCAGUUUCAAACUUCCAAAAUGUUAAUGAAGCAAUAUCAGUUUUUAUAAUGCAUUCCAUGCUGGAUAAAAAAUAUGCUAAAAAAUUAGCUACAUGUCUUAGAGAAAAGAACUUUCAAGUGGUAACAUCAGCAAAUAUUUUUCAUUUCUUGAGACAGAAUCCCACUUUGAUGAUGAAGGCUGUAGAUGAAAAAGUUGAUUUUGUUGUACCAGUAAUUUCUCCAUCGUUUAUGAAACAAAUCCAGUUUACAGGCUAUUAUACUACAGAAAUAAGAGACAUAGAAAGUGAAGCUAAUACUUUUAUGUAUGAUCGUCUGUUGAAUGAAUAUUCUAGUCAUGGUAAUUUUUUUAAUCAUCGAGUGAAACCUGUUUGUUAUUCCUUAGAAAGCAGAAAGAUUGUCAAUAAUGAUCAAAUUCUUUCUCGGCCAAUUUAUUUACCAUAUAAUGAAUUAAAAAAUGAUCAAAUGCUGGAAAAAGAAUUUCUUCCUCUCUUGAGACACAAUAAAAAAUAUUUACAACCUUCUAAGUAAAAUGUUUAAAAAUACAGAGAAUAAAGAGAAUUAGUUAUAUGUAUAUUCAAGUACUGAUUGACUUUUUAAAAAAAAAAACUGGCUAUUUGCAAGAACAUUUCAAUAAUGUGGAAUAUUAUACCAUGGAGUGACAGAAAUGUGAUUUUUAAUAAACAGAAUAUUGGUAUUAUACACAUAUAUAUUUAAAGGAAUUUUGUUAGCAAAACACAGACCAUAUUUUUAAAAAAGUACUGAAAAGUAGUUUUUACUUCAUUAUAUCAUUUUAUUAUUAAGUUAAUUUUUUAAUGUUCAAUAUAUUAAAAAAAGUGCUAUUAUUAUUUAUUUAUUUUAUUAUUAUUAUUGCAUUUUAAAAGAAGGGAAUUUAGUUUCAUUUUAAACUACAGUCUAAAUAUUUUAACUACAUCUCUUAUAUAUUAGUUUUUAAAAAAAUUUGAGAAUGAAUUUCCAUUUCUCAAAUCUUUAAAUUUUAAGAUUUUAAAAAAUUAAAAAAAAAAAUCUAGAUGAUCUAGGAAAAGAUUUCGAUCUAAAAAAAAUCUAAUCUGUUUAACUGUACUGUAAUUGUGAAUUUUAUUUAACUGUACCCAAAGGACAUGAUCAUAUCCACACAUUUUGAAAGAUUUUUACAUCAUAUCUGACACUAUUUACAAUUAGUGUACCAGCCUUUAAACAUCAUUGUGCUUAAAAAUCUGUUAUAGUUAAAAGUAUGUUAUCUGUUAAAACUGAAUAAUAAGUAAUUUUGUAAAAGGACAUAGUAAAAUAUAUGUAUAUAUAUUGAUCUUAAUUUAAUCCAAUCUUAAGUUUUUAAUAUAUAUAUAUUCUUCUCUUAAGAAGUUAUUUAAAUGUAUUUAUGCAUGUGAAUUAUAUUAAUAUUUUGAAUUUUUUUCAGUUAUAUUGAAUUUCUAGUUAAUGAUAAUUUUUCUCACUUUGAAAAAAAAACAGGUUACAUUUACCUAUUGUCAAUUAUGUAAAUCAUGUAUUUUGCACAAACUAUUUGAAUUUCUUGAAACUUUGAAUUCUGAACAUGAUCAUCAUAUUUCAUUCAAGAAAUUUAUAUCUUUUGCUUUAUACUGUUAAUUGUAAA
Molecule: messenger RNA, 2459 nt
Organism: Argiope bruennichi
Lineage: Eukaryota; Metazoa; Arthropoda; Arachnida; Araneae; Araneidae
Exons: 6
Coding region: 206-1378 (390 amino acids)
Source: RefSeq, a predicted model, not a curated record